Lynx canadensis (Canada lynx) is the source of this 1793-nucleotide messenger RNA. It is a transcript of the gene DMP1, whose product is annotated as dentin matrix acidic phosphoprotein 1. Gene Ontology annotation, molecular function: extracellular matrix binding. The coding region runs from base 1 to 1554 and encodes 517 amino acids. The transcript has 5 exons. Gene Ontology annotation, cellular component: extracellular matrix. The record is from RefSeq and is a predicted model, not a curated record. Lineage: Eukaryota; Metazoa; Chordata; Mammalia; Carnivora; Felidae. Gene Ontology annotation, biological process: extracellular matrix organization; ossification.
AUGAAGACCAGCAUCCUGCUUUUGUUCCUUUGGGGGUUGUCCUGUGCUCUCCCAGUAGCCAGGUAUCAUAAUACUGAAUCUGAGAGCUCUGAAGAAUGGACGGGUCAUUUGGCUCAGACACCAACACCACCCUUGGAGAGCAGUGAGUCAUCUGAAGAAAGUAAAGUUAGCUCAGAGGAACAGGCCAAUGAAGACCCUAGUGACAGUGUUGAAUCAGAGGAAGGCCUUGAUGAUCAUCAACAAGUGCAUAGACCAGCUGGUGGCCUCUCUAGGAAUGGAGGAAAAGAAGGAGAUGAUAAAGAUGAUGAUGAAGAUGACAGUGGAGAUGACACUUUUGGUGAUGAUGACAAUGGGCCAGGACCUGAAGAGACACAAGAAGGAAACUCCAGACUCAAAAGUAAUGAAGACUCGGCUGACAUCACACAAUCCAGGGAAGACAGUGCACCGCGAGGGGAAGACAGUGUCCAAGAUACUACCAGUGACAGCAGGGACCUUGACAAUGAGAAUGAGGUGAAGAGCAGGUCUGAGGGAGGUAGCUUUGCUCAAGAUAGUGAGAGUGAGGAACACUGGGUGGGAGGUGGCAGUGAAGGGGAUAGUAGCCAUGGGGAUGGCUCUGAGUUUGAUGAUGAGGAAAUGCAGAAUGAUGACCCAGACACUAUCAGGAGUGAGAAAGGCAACCUCAGAAUGAGCAGUGCUAGUGUCGAAUCAAAAGGAAAGAGCGAUGAGCAAGCAAGCACUCAGGAUUCAGUUGACAGCCAAUCAAUGGAGUAUCCAAGGAGGAAAAUUUUUAGAAAGUCCCGCAUUUCUGAGGAGGAUGACAUAGGUGACCUUGAUGAUAGCAACAUAAUGGAAGAUGUCAAGAGUGACUCCACAGAAAACACCAAUUCCAAAGAUGCUGGCCUCAGCCAAUCCAGGGAAAACAGCAAAAGUGAAUCUCUAGAAGAUACUGAGGAGAAUCAGUCUCAAGAAGACAGUCAAAAUGCACAAGACCCCAGCAGUGAAUCUAGUCAAGAGGUUGAUCUGCCAUCUCAAGAAAAUAGUAGUGAAUCUCAGGAAGAUGUAGUGAGUGAGUCCAGGGGUGACAACCCAGAUAAUACCACCAGUUACUCAGAAGAUCAGGAAGAUAGUGACUCCAGUGAAGAGAACAGCUUGAACAAUCCCUCUAGUUCAGAAAGCGAAUCAAGAGAGGAGCAAGCUGACAGUGAAUCCAAUGAAAGCCUCAAUGACAGUGAAUCCAAGGAAAGCCCAGAGUCCACUGAGGACGAGAAUAGUUCUAGCCAGGAAGGCCUCCAGUCUCACAGUGCCUCAGCAGAGAGCGAAAGUAAAGAAAGCCAGUCCGAGCAGGACAGCCAGUCUGAAGAAGAUGAUGUCAGUGAUUCUCAGGACAGCAGCAAAUCAAAAGAAGACAGCAACUCUACUGAGAGCAAAUCAAGCAGUGAGGAAGAUGGUCAGUCAAAAAACACUGAGAUAGAAAGCAGAAAAUUAACAGUUGAUGCUUAUCACAACAAACCCAUUGGGGAUCAAGAUGACAAUGACUGCCAAGAUGGCUAUUAGCAUCAGCAUCAGCAUCACUAGCUUUCCUAAGAAGUGGCUCUCACAUACAGGAGUCUUGGGGGUUGGGGAAUAGGGAAAUCAUUAUAACUAUAAUUUAUUGAUGUUUUUAUCAGAAGGACAACCUGAGGCCAUUUCUUUCUGAAAGGAAAUGCUGGAUAUUAUAUUUGUUUCUAGAGUGUCACCAAUUUAUAGGGGUUUAAAUACUGUCAAAUGAUACCAGAACACACUCAAUGAGACUG